This is a messenger RNA of Paramisgurnus dabryanus, 2529 nucleotides long. RefSeq names its product cerebellin 12 (gene cbln12). Gene Ontology annotation, molecular function: protein binding. Lineage: Eukaryota; Metazoa; Chordata; Actinopteri; Cypriniformes; Cobitidae. The record is from RefSeq and is a predicted model, not a curated record. Gene Ontology annotation, cellular component: synaptic cleft; glutamatergic synapse. Gene Ontology annotation, biological process: maintenance of synapse structure.
UGAUGAGAGAGAGAGCGAGAGAAAGAAAGAGAGAGAGAGCUAAAUGUGGUAGAGCAGGGGGGAGUGUCUUUAGUAGAUAGGAUGAGUAUUUCUCCUACAGAAGAUCUGAUACUUCACAUCUUUUACGAGAGCCCAAAGGACGUCCCACUAAAUCAGGUUGGCUGUGAUGAUGGAUUUUUUUCGGAUUGAUGAGAAACCUCUAAAUGUCCUUGCCAUUGGUCCCCUACGGGCAAUAUAACACACAGAGUAGAUCUUCAUCAAAAAAACGUGACAGACAGGACGGCAAGUCGGAAAAACGGAUUGACUGAGAAAAAGAGAACGUCAGGUUGAAAAGAAGAAACAAGGACAUAUUUACAACAUAAAAAGAUUGAUAAUUUGAAUGGUAGUUCAUAACAUCUCAGUUCCUCAAGAGUUUGCAGAAGACAACCUGUCAACCAUCUGCCCCUCAUUUUAGUUGAAGAUAUACCAAGGAAUAAUGAAGACAAUGCCGCCCAACUUUGGCAGUUUAUCUGCUGGGCUGCCCAUGCUAUUGACGUGUCUGUUUAUUGCAAUGGGCCCUGUAGUGGUACGAGGGCAAAAUGACACUGAGCCCAUAGUACUGGAGGGUAAAUGUCUGGUGGUGUGUGACUCUACACCCUCUUCAGAGCCGGCGGGGAAUGCGUUGGGUAUGUCAGUGCGUUCGGGUACCGGCCGAGUCGCCUUCUCCGCCACACGCCAGACAAACCAUGAACCCACAGACAUGAGCAACCGUACCAUGAUCAUCUACUUUGACCAGAUCUUGGUGAACGUGGGUGGUCAUUUUGACCAGGAGAGCAGCAUCUUCCUCGCUCCGAGACGAGGGGUGUACAGUUUUAAUUUCCACGUGGUGAAGGCAUAUAACAGACAAACCAUACAGGUGAGUUUGAUGCUGAAUGGAUGGCCGAUGAUCUCAGCCUUUGCUGGAGACCAGGAUGUGACACGGGAGGCAGCCACUAAUGCUGGGCUUGUGAUCAUGGAGAGAGGAGACAAGGCUUACCUCAAACUAGAGAGAGGCAACUUAAUGGGAGGCUGGAAGUACUCAACCUUUUCAGGCUUCCUGGUCUUCCCGUUGUAAAGAAUGAUGAUGUGAGAGAGACAAGAUGGAUACAGGGUUACAUGCUUGCAAUAUGGGGAAUAUUAAAGGGCACCUAUUAUGCCCAUUUUUACAAGAUGUAAUAUAAGUCUCAGGUGUGCACAGAAUGUGUCUGUCAUUUAUUCUAUCACAGAUUAUUUCUAACAGCAUGUCCAAAAUGCCCCUAUUUCUAAAAUGCGCUGUUUUAAUGUGUGUACCUUUAAAUGCAAAUGAGCUACUGCCCCCCACUCCCUUACCGAAAGAAACAGCAAGUGCUUUCAGUUAAAAUAGAUAUGAUUCCUGUGAAAACACUCUUAUGUCACUAUUAAGAUAUGGCAGACUGCAUAUUGCUUGCUGAGGAUGGAAACUAUGGUAAUGCAGGACUGUCAGUCAGUGGCUGUGGGUGGGGCUUUAUCAGUGUGACAUCACAUUAACAAGAAAAUCAAAACGGCAUGUCUAAUGAAACUGCUUUGUUUUAUUGUAGAUUUAAAAAGGAGUGGGUGGAUUUAUUUCAAAAACACAUUUAUAUCCAAACACCUUGUAAAAGGGGAUUUUGCAUAAUAGGUGUCCUUUAAUAACAGGACAGAUGCCACAAAAUCAGUGCUUGUGUUUGUUCUUUUAUUUUUUUAGGUGUGAGAGCAUUUAAAACAGAGAUAUUUAUUCAAAUUAAAUAUCAAAGUGACUAAUUAAAGAUUAUGAUUGUAAUUGUCAGUAAUCAUUUGUUUGAAUAUCUGUUAUUUUUUUCUAUUACAUUUUUCAAAUCAGGUCUGUAUGCUAAUCAGUGGCGUCUCAUGACUGCUCAUCCGAGGGGUUCGGUGUGUCGUGUGUUGCUUGCGUUUUCAAAAUAUGUGUUUGUUGCGUCAUGUGAGCCAUGUGCAUCAAGUGUUUUGUCAAAAUAAGUGCCUGCUGCACACGUCAAAACCAAAAUUUUGAAAAGAGACGUUCACAAAAUACACGCAAGACACUCCCUUAACAGUAAACUCUGAUUACGCAUGAGAUUUAUGCGAUUAUCUGGCAAACGCGAGUGUCUCUUUUAUCAUAAACCCUUUAGAUGCGUCUGCAGCAGGCACUUAUUUUGACAAGACAUGUGAUGUACACAGGAUCACUCGAUGCGCUGAACACAACGAACCACACACAUGACGGGUUACAUACAUGUUGUGACGAACUUAGCAUCAAGCGCCCUCGAAAAAAGAAGUCACCGUCCGCCACUGAUACUUAUAUGUAUUUCUGAAAACAAGUAUUUCUCAAGUCAUAGUAAAAGUGCCCCUAAGAAUAAAAACUGUUUAAAAUGAUGAAUUUCUUUAACUUUGAUCAAAACUGUUCAAUUACUGAAAUGAUAUGUAAUCACUUUAAAAUAUGGCUUAUCUAAAUUUGCUUAUGUUUGCCUGCUUGUUGAGCUAGGUGUGUGUAUUGUAAUUAAAAAGUCUUAUUAAACAUAA